UUCCCGCGGCCUUGUCCAGCAACGUUACACAUCGUUUUCUUGCAUCAGCCUCUUCGCUCUUCUCGCCUUCGACGCUGCCCGCAGCUCCUCUCGCGCCUCCUCCUCAACCCUUCCGCUCUGCACCUCACCACCUUCUCCAUUCUCCUCGUCAUGGCGCCGUCUGCUAACGCGCUUCUGACACCCCGCAGACCCCACGACGACGACGACACUCACGAUCAGAUCGGUUCCAACGCCUCGACGCCACCAGGCGCGGCUACACCGCGGCCCGAUCCCACGGAUAAACGACUGCCGGGUAUUCUUCACAGUUACUUUGGUCAGGUUCGUGAUUCUCUGCUACCCAGUCGCAAGUCUUCGGAUAGCCCCGCCCCCGCUCCUACUUCCUCUUCCCCAUCUUCUCCUACACACGAGGGUGCUCAGGUUGUCGCGCCGCAAGAAAAUGCCUCCGAUCGCACUUUGCCCUCGUCGAAUCCGCUGCCCAGUCCCAACCCUAGUACUUCCUCGCGUCAUCCCUCGACUUCCCAGACCAAAGGAGAACCCGGGAAGCUAACUGAAGGCGAUUUCGCAUCGCCACGAAAUCAGGCCACUCCUCCACAGACACCUCGUUCCCAAUCGCGCGAGGGCCAGCCGUCCGCUGGUACCUCCGUCUCGUCAACAUCCACUUCGAAGAAGGAGAAGGCGAUUUCGGUGGGUGUACCAAAGGGGAAGCUGUCAGUUUCCAUCACCGAAGGAAGAGGCCUGAAGCCCAGCAUCGAUCCCUAUGUCGUGUGUCAGUUCCAAUGGGCUGAGGAUAUAUCCGCUGGGCCCAGGCCCGACGCAACGAAUGGCCGUUUGAAGCGGCCCGGUGGAAUGAACAUAAAGCGGACAGACAGUGACUCGGGGAGACCCAUGGCAAUACCGAUGCGGAGUAGGCAGAGUAGCAAUAACGGCAUCAGCUCGGACCCCAGAGAGGACGGUGUCCUGAAAGUCACGGACCCCAAGUGGGAGCAUGAGGCUGUUUUCGAUGUGGUUGGCGAUCAUUCCGAGAUCGACAUCUCCGUCUAUGACCGGGCAAACGGAGAAGCAUUCUUGGGCCAUGUCCGCUUCUGUCCCAACCUGGUCGAGUACGAGCAUCCAUAUUCUCGCUGGUUUACACUCGAACCGCGGGAAGGUGAGGAGGACCGCGUCACGGGAGAGAUACAUCUUCGCAUCAAUUUCCACAAAACGGACAAAAAGCACUUCGGCCCGGAAGAUUUCGAGAUCCUCAAGUUGAUCGGCAAAGGAACGUUCGGCCAGGUCUUCCAAGUUCGGAAACGGGACACGGGCCGGAUCUAUGCGAUGAAGGUUCUCUCCAAGAAGGUCAUUGUCCAGAAGAAAGAGGUGGCACAUACCCUCGGCGAACGCAACAUCCUAGUACGGACAGCAAUGGCGGACUCGCCCUUCAUCGUCGGUCUGAAGUUUUCGUUCCAAACUCCGACGGAUCUGUACCUGGUCACAGACUACAUGUCGGGGGGUGAGCUCUUCUGGCACCUUCAACGGGAAGGCCGCUUCAAGGAAGCUCGUGCGAAAUUCUACAUUGCUGAGCUUAUCCUCGCCUUGCAGCACCUGCAUGAGCACAACAUCGUAUAUCGGGACCUGAAACCAGAGAAUAUCCUUUUGGACGCCAACGGUCACAUUGCCCUCUGCGAUUUUGGUCUAUCGAAAGCCAACCUCACCGACAACGCUACAACAAACACCUUCUGCGGCACAACCGAGUAUCUAGCGCCCGAGGUUCUGCUGGACGAGCAUGGAUACACCAAGAUGGUCGAUUUCUGGUCGCUCGGUGUGCUAGUAUUCGAAAUGUGUUGCGGAUGGAGCCCGUUCUACGCCGAGGACACACAGCAGAUGUAUAAGAACAUCGCAUUCGGCAAAGUCAGGUUCCCUCGGGAUGCUCUCAGCACUGAAGGCCGCAACUUCGUCAAGGGCCUCCUCAACCGGAAUCCCAAACACCGCUUGGGAGCCACGCGCGAUGCGCAGGAGCUGAAGGAACACCCCUUCUUCGCAGACAUCGACUGGGACGCAUUGGCUAAGAAGAAUGUCGUCCCGCCCUUCAAGCCCAAGUUGAAGUCGGAGCUCGACGUAUCCAACUUUGACCCCGAGUUCACCAACGCUCUCACUGGCAACGGGUCCCUCAACGCACGCGCCGCCGCUCUGGCCUCGGGCGUCAAUCCCGCAUCCACCCCGCUCUCGCCCACGAUGCAGGCCAACUUCGCCGGCUUCACCUUCGUCGAUGAAAGCAGCAUGGACCAGCACUUCAAAGACCGCCACCACGACGACAAUGAACGCAUGGACGAAGACGCCAAGGAAGACGACCCAGAAUGGGAGAAACCCGCAGGGCGAGGCGACCGGAUGAGCGGGGUCAUUCCAAGCAACAACGACGACAUAUUCAAUCAUGGCAACUUCGACGUAUGAUGAAGUUUCACCGUGUCUGCGAACGAUCCCUUCUUGUCGUCUUUUAGCAUUCGUUCUGGCUUGAGGGGUUUUCUCCUGUUGAUGUGGUUUUUCUCCUGUUUCCUA
Molecule: messenger RNA, 2532 nt
Organism: Westerdykella ornata
Lineage: Eukaryota; Fungi; Ascomycota; Dothideomycetes; Pleosporales; Sporormiaceae
Product: kinase-like protein
Exons: 2
Coding region: 151-2427 (758 amino acids)
Biological process (GO): protein phosphorylation
Molecular function (GO): protein serine/threonine kinase activity; ATP binding
Source: RefSeq, a predicted model, not a curated record